Messenger RNA from Symbiodinium necroappetens, 1411 nucleotides. Lineage: Eukaryota; Dinophyceae; Suessiales; Symbiodiniaceae. The record is from the annotation of a GenBank genome assembly.
AUGGAGGGCCGGCAGGCCACCCAGGUGCACGUGGAUGAUAUGAUGAUGACGGGCGACGAGGAGCCCACCAACAAGGUUGUCUCCACCUUGAAGGACAAGUACGAGAUGAAGGUUCAAGGCCCCUUUGGCUCACCGGGCGACGAGUGGAACUUCUUGAACCGGCGGUACACCGUUGAGGAGGAUUUCUCCAUUACGGUGCGACCCGAUGCAAAGUUCUACGUCGACAUCAAUGAGAUGCUCGGGCAGCCACGUGCCCGCUCCACUCCCGGACCGGGUAGAGGCGACAGCCUGUUCAACGUGGACACCACCAAGCCCUUGGACAGUGCAGACUCCCGGCUGUUCCGGACCAUGGUCGGUAAGCUCUUGUACUUGAGCAACGAGCGGCCCGAUGCCCAGGUGGUGAUACAGUACCUGGCCUCCAAAUCGAGCUGCCCCACGGAGCAGUCGAUGAAAAUCCUCAAGCACCUGCCUGGCUACUUGUAUGCCACCCGUGGCUAUGGCGUGAACGUAAAGAACCGAGCUGGUGCCGUCAGCGACAGCAACUUUGCAAACGACCGCGAGACCCGCCGGAGCUUGUCUUCAGGGCAGGUCUACCUCAACAGCGCGUUGGUGUACAGUUUCGUGAGGAACCAGAAGGUCGUCACUCUGUCGAGUGGCGAAGCAGAGCUUGUGGCACUGACGCAGACGGUCUCGGAGGCAGUGCUCAUCAAGAAGGCUUGGGCUUUCAUCUUUGACGGCCCAGUGGACAUGAUCGCCCGCACUGACUCGAGUGUGGCACGGGCAAUCGCCCAAAGAGCAGGCGUCGGCAGAGUGCGCCACCUGCAGACUUCAUGUCUAUGGAUACAGAUGUGGACAGCCUCUAAAGAGCUCAAGGUCCUGGCCAUCCCCACCGAGACCAACCCAGCUGAUGCUGGAACUAAGGUGCUUACCGGAGCACGGCUCAAGAAGCUAUGCGGCUCGAUGGGCAUGGUGGAUGGCAGCGGCAACUUGAUCAAGGACGACACCAACCACAAGGCCAAAGCUGGAAAUGCGAUCAAGGGAUGUGACAAUGGACGCCCCGAUGACCUGAAUUACAUCCUGGACUACCUCCUCGAGAGCUUCUAUGUCAUCGGCUAUAUGCUUUCUAUGGUUGGUGGCGGCUACCUCUACGUGUUGGCCGGCAUCAUCGUGAUGAUCCUCAGCGUCUACCUGGUCUUUGGCGCGCGCUGGCGAGUUACUUUUGUGCUAGAGAACCGCCCCUACACUUCAGGGCUUGGGCCGGGCUACGCAGAUGGUGGUUCAACUCCCGAGGGGGCGCCUUCCAGCGCUUCGAGAGGAGACGCCGAGAACGACAACACCAACGAGGACCAGAUCUUCGAGGACACCUCUGGCAACGCAACGAGUUCGAGAACACCUUUGCUGGACACAGCGA